Molecule: messenger RNA, 957 nt
Organism: Anisakis simplex (herring worm)
Lineage: Eukaryota; Metazoa; Nematoda; Chromadorea; Rhabditida; Anisakidae
Source: the annotation of a GenBank genome assembly
AUACCGCAAGGAGCACUUGUGCAGAGGGCUGAAGAAGUUGCUGAUAAACCGUUGGCUGUAUUUCAUUUGACGUCUUGGCAAGAAGUGGAGCAACUGGAGCCACAAGUCGCAAAAGAUUUAAAGACACCUUUUACUUCGAUAAUUACAUCAAGUGAGGCGUUCUCCACCAAUCUGGUUGAGCGACGUAAAAAGCGUGUAUCUGUUUCGUCCGAUGUCAACUUUGAUGAGGAGGAAGAGCCAGCCAAUGAACCAAAACGACCUAAAGGAAAAAUGAAAGCAGCAAAAUUCGGGAAGGGUUUUCAAAAUGAACAAUUAAAGUAUGGUGGCCGAACGGGCAGUAGCCGAAAAACGUCUUAUCGCAGUCGAUAUCGGGCGACUGAAACUAACUUGGUAACUGGCUUACAAAUGCCAGUUGUGUUGCCACCAGUCAAUGUCACUGGAUUAAAAUUUAUACCGAUCCCAACCGACCGUUGCCUUCUCUAUAUGGAUGCAGUCAAUAUUGUUGUAAUGAAAGAUGAGGGUGGUAAUCGAAAAUUCCGUAAUCUCGUUAUUGAUUAUACCAAUGCAACCUUCUCUUGGGACCCGUCUUAUGUCUCUUGUAAUGUUAGCAAUAAUACCGUCGGUAUUGCCAAAUUGACCUUCAAUGCCUCAUAUACAGGUUACUGGAAAUUGGUGCGCGUUACGAUGCUUUCAGACCUGACAAUUUCACCACCACGAACAACACAGUCAGAGUUCAUGAAAGAGGCUGUAACAUUACAUGGAGGAACGAAUACAACAGCGACUCAGUAUAUGGAUGUUGAAAGUUUUUACCAGUACGCAUAUGCGUGCUCAGGUACACAAGCUGCCUUUAUGCCUACUGAUAACCCUUCAUAUAUGGUUGGCAUCGCAUUGAAUAACAUCGAAGUAGGUUUGAACCAUUCACCCGUUUGGCGUUUCAAAUGGAUGUUAAUUUCAUGA